Lottia gigantea (owl limpet) is the source of this 1634-nucleotide messenger RNA. RefSeq lists its product as hypothetical. The transcript has a single exon. The record is from RefSeq and is a predicted model, not a curated record. Gene Ontology annotation, biological process: protein folding; protein stabilization. Bases 50 to 1165 code for a protein of 371 amino acids. Gene Ontology annotation, molecular function: protein kinase binding; heat shock protein binding; protein-folding chaperone binding. Gene Ontology annotation, cellular component: cytoplasm. NCBI's taxonomy places the organism in Eukaryota, Metazoa, Mollusca, Gastropoda, Lottiidae.
GUUCCUGAAACUAUUUUGUGUAUGGUAAAGGCCUAGAUCUUUUGACAAAAUGACGACAAUAAAUUACAGUAAAUGGGAUCAUAUAGAUAUUUCAGACGAUGAAGAUGACACCCAUCCGAAUAUCGAUACAGCAAGUUUGUUCAAAUGGAAACAUGAAGCAAGACUUGAAAGAAUGGCCAAACAAAAAGAAAAGAGAGAGGAGUUUGAAAAGGGAUAUACCAGUCAUAACAAAAAGAUGUCUGAAAUCAAAAAGAAACUCAAGGAGGUCAAAGAUAAAGAAGAUUUAAAAAGUGACUUUGAAAAAUUGAAUUUGGAAUUGAGUGAGUUGGAGAAACAAGAAAGAGAGUGGAAGAAAAAAGAGGAAGAAUUAAAACAGGAAGAAAAGUUGACACCAUUGAAUAUAGAUACAAUUUGUAAAGAAGGGAUGUCUAAAACUGUAAUCAAUAAAGCUCCACCAAAACCAGAAGAACUCACAGACGAAGAGAAGGCAGAACGACAGAAAACCUUCGUGGAUAAACACAAAGCAGAAAUCAAGAAAUAUGGAAUGAUGAAGAAGUAUCAAGAUAGUCAACAGUUUUUAAGUGACCAUCCCUAUCUUGUCUGCGAGGAAACCGCGAAUUACUUAGUUUUAUGGUGUAUAGAUUUAGAAAUAGAAGAAAAACAUGACCUAAUGGAUCACGUGGCACAUCAAGUGAUUGUCAUGCAGUUUAUUUUAGAAUUGGCCAAAACAUUAGAAAGAGAUCCACGAAGCUGUGUUCGAGCAUUCUUCGCCAGAAUUGAAGUGGGAGAGAAACAGUAUCAAGAUGCAUUCAAUGAUGAAUUAAAUGGUUUUAAAUCAAGAAUCAAGGCGAGAGCUAAGACGAAAAUAGACGAAGCCAUGAAAGAAUAUGAAGAGCAAGAAAAAAAGAAGAGAUUGGGACCAGGUGGUUUGGAUCCAGUUGAUGUCAUGGAAACUUUACCACAGAGAAUUCGCGAGUGCUUCGAAAACCAGGACUUAGGUAUGUUAAAAGAAAGAAUAUUAGAGUUAUCACAAGAGCAAGCUGAAUAUCAUAUCAAACGGUGUGUAGAUUCCGGUUUAUGGGUGCCGAAUGCAGCUGAGAAAACAUCAAAGAAACCGACAGAAGAGGAUGGUGAAGAAGAGGAGUUUUAUGAAGCCGUGGAGUAAAAAGAUUAAAGAGGGUUUCGUUCUCUCUUUUCUAUAGUUUAAAGUUGUUGGGACACUGUGGGGCCGUUUUCAAAAUUUAACAUGGAUUGAAUCCAGAUCUAAGUAAUAUCACUCUAACGUUAUAAGUCUUCAUUUUGUACCGGUAAUGGCCGCUUCGCCGAUUGUUCUGAUAUACGCCUGCACUCUUAAGUGCAAAAUUCAAGAGGGCGCUUGUGUCAACUGUGAAAAUAUGUUAUUGUGCGUCUGAAUAUAUAUAUAUGUAUAUAAAAUAUAAAUGCUUGAUGUAGUAAUGAAGAUGAAAAUCAAUAUGGCAGACUUUCUUAGAAUUUGACCAUUGAUUGAAUUUACUGUUAACUAGCAGACUAGUGUAGAAUUUAGUGUUUUGUGUUGAAUUACUCAUCUCUAAGAAAGUUAAAACUGUUAUGAUGUUAGUAAUUUGUUUAUAAUGAAAAUAUAAAAAAUUAUAUAU